UGUCUUUCCUAGCGCCUGGCUUGAGCUCUGCGUGGCCUCGUUUCGCCUCCAGUGAUGCGUCCAGGCCAAGAGACGUUUCUACGCUGAGAUCUCCAGGCUCACCAGAGGAAAGGAGGCGAUAAACUGCUAGCUGGUUUGCUGGCUGGCUGCGGGUCAGUCAGAGCGCAAUUACUGUGGGCAGUAGUACUCUGGGCAGUAGAAGGAGCCGAGAGAGGAGCGGGCGGCCGUCGGACCAGCAGGAUGUACACGGCCGGACUGGCCCCCUUCUAUGCUUCCAACUUCAGUCUGUGGUCAGCGGCGUAUUGUAGCCCGGCGGGCCCCGGCGCUGGCGGCUGUUUUUCCUUGGAUCCCUCAGGGCUCAAGAAACCGUCUUUCUGCAUCGCGGAUAUUUUACACGCCGCCGCAGGAGAAGCCUCCGUUGACGGCCUGCCCGGAGGACCCGCGGCUAACCUGGCCUCCCAUUUAGGGGGAAUCCAUGCCCACGCACAGUUCCACGCCGCCGCUUCUCCGCUCAGACCUACCCCCGUGGUGGUCCCGGACACGUCAGUCGCCUUCGCCACUAGGCUGUCACCGCUCUCGGCUACCUACCACCACUCUCACCCUCAGCACCAGCGCUCUCCCACAGGGGGCUCCGGCGGAGGGGCACGAACCCCGGGCGGAGGGCAAAGCCGCCAGACGCACCCUGGCUCUGCUGCCGCUCCCUCUAGCAAAGACUUGAAAUUUGGGAUUGAUCGCAUUUUGUCUGCCGAGUUCGAUCCGAAACUCAAGGAGAGCAACACGCUGAGAGAUCUGACCUCUUUAUUAACCGCCAGCCGCCCAAGCGGGGUUCAUGUCCCCACCUUACAGUCUCCGGCCGGCCAGUUCUUCACGCCUCUAGAACCCAUUAACGAGACCUCCGGGGUCCUGGGACCCUUAAAUACAACCCCAAGGAAUUCCGUUCAACACCAGUUUCAAGACACUUUUCCAGGUCCGUAUGCGGUGCUUACGAAAGACACGCUGCCUCAGACCUACAAACGGAAACGCUCGUGGUCCCGAGCGGUUUUUUCUAAUCUCCAAAGAAAAGGAUUGGAGAAACGCUUUGAAAUCCAGAAAUAUGUCACCAAACCGGACAGAAAACAAUUGGCCGCCAUGUUGGGGCUCACAGAUGCGCAAGUGAAAGUCUGGUUCCAGAACCGGCGCAUGAAGUGGAGGCACUCCAAAGAGGCGCAGGCGCAGAAAGACAAAGAGAAGGAGCCGGCGGAGAAGGUGGCUGCGGCUGGGGCGGGCCUGGCGCCCGGGGCGCCGGGUGAGCUCGAGCGCAGCCCGAGCCGCUCGGAAGGCGAGAGUGACAGCAGCGAGGCCGAAUCCCUGGAUCUGGAGCUCGGCAGCGACGCGGAACGGACUGAGCCGGGAGCCGCCCCCGGUCAGGCCAUGCAGCGACACAGCUCGGACCUGCACCCAUCCGCGGGCUCGGAGACCGCAGCCCACGCCGAGCCGUCGCCUCCUCUCCCAGGCCUGGAGCAAGGCCGAGAGCCUCUGCGGUGCCCCGAGUCCUCAUUUUGCCUGCGGGACUCUCCGUGAUGGCCUCCCCUCAGCCAAGCUGGGAAGCUGACAAGAGUCCCAGCUCCGAGGGCUCGGCCCAGCAGAGGCCUCUGGAUGCGGGAUACUAACCCCUGGUGUGGGCGGAGCGCUCCGGAAUGGGUUCCGCGGGAAUUGACUUUGAACAGCGGGUGGAGCUGGGCUGCCAGUCUCUCCUUACCGAUGGGAUCAGGGCCCUGCAUCUGUUGUGGAGAGUGCGGGGCUCCUCCCCAAAAGAGAUGGGGCGGCCCGGAGGGCGAUCCUGCAGGCCUCCAGACGGCGCGCCCCGGACCAGGUCCAUUCAGGUAGGCGGGGAGGGCAGUUGGGCGCUUUCACGGCGGAGAGUCCCCCGGCGCGCCUGGACGCGAAGGUGUCUGGUUCGAGGAGUUCAGCAAAGGCCAAGGAAAAGGUCGGCUUCUGCAGCUCUCGAUCCUACUCUGGCUCCCUCGCCCGCUCGCGGCAAGAAGUAGCCCUGCCCACCCGACCCGUUGGCAAAUGGUCGCCUCGUAUUCUCUGGCCGUGAAAGGAAGCGCCGGGAGAGACAACAGACAUGGAGGGAGAUGGAGAAAAGUAGACUGUAAAUAAAGGGUUUCUUACAUUUUAACGGGUAUUUUUGUUCCUGGCAAAAGUAGCGUAGUUGCCCCAGUGAUCCUAUCCUUACCUGCCCCACCUGAGCAUCGAUUCAUCUUCUCCCCACAUCUCCAAGCCAACAAUUGUGUUCCAUGUAAGAUGGUGUGUCAUUACUACUUUGAAGAAAAAUAAGGGCAGGCAAAGUUUGUUCCAAACUUUUUUCUGAACUAAGAAAUCCAAGGUUGGUAGGAUAGGAAGGCAGCUCCUUCCCUUUGCAGGAUUCUAAACUUCCCUUUCUAUUUAUUAAAAAGCAAGGGACCUCGUAUUGGGCUCCCGCCUUUAGUUUCUAUGGUAAAAUUAAUGGCUUGGUGAUAAGCAACAGCAUUUAAAAACAAUCCACCAAAUACAAUUCAGAAGUGAAUCACUUCAACCUGCCCUAAUUGGUUGUCCUCCAAUUUCCAGGCAGCCGGUCUUUUGAUGUGGCUGUCAGUAGCCUUGCAGGAAGGAAAGGUAGAAUGCCAACAUGUGGGGGAAAUGCAGAUUCAUUUCAUGGAGGUCGACACUCAGGGAUGGUUUCCAAGCAAUGGCUGGGUCCUUGCACGUUCAUUUUAACAGCCCGCUUUUGGGAGGGAGGGUCUGUCACAGGUUAAAUGACUGGUCAGCCUGGUAUCCAAUGGAACUCUGUGAAAUUUAUUUCUAGAUGCAUAGGAUUGGGUUCCACCUACUUUGGUAUACUUUGGAAAGAACAUCUACAUAAUUAUAUUGUUAUUUGGUCAAGGGUCCAGGCAUGUUCAUGUCUAUUACUUAAAAAUGCUUUGAAUAGGGGAAAAGUUAAUUUCAAAAUAGUCAAAGCCAGAAAAGGCAGUUCCCCUCCACAAGUAAUUCAUGCUCUCCAUUGCUGGGUUCUUCAGGAAAGUCAGACUGUAACUUAAACUGGAAAUUAAGAGAGAAAUGCAAUUCCAAUCCCAAUUAUUUGAAACUUAGUUGGUAAUAAAGCACAUAGCAUAAAGUUCCUUCCCCUCCAAGCAUUUUUCUCCUUCUGCACAUUUAUCUGAAAAGCAAAGAAACAGCAUUACAAACAAGGAAAUUCUGUAUUUAGGAAGAAAUUGGAUCUGAGGAAUAAGAGAAUGAUAGGGCAAAACUGAUUCUCUGCUUUUUAAUUUAUCCUCUAUCAUUUCUUUAACAAUGUCCAACUUAGUGAGGCAGCUGAAUUUGAGAAGAAUGUUAUACCUUAAAAGUUAGCAGAUUUAUUACAGAUUGAGCUUUCCUGAAUCUGUAAAUAUAAAAAACUCAUGGUGGGACAUCAAUAACAGUAAACAACAGGGUAAAGGGGAAAGUGCCAGAAAGUAGUUUUAAUUCUUUCAUUGGCAGUGGUAAUUUACAAAACAGUUGCCAGGUGGUAACACAGACUUUUUUGCAUUGGUGAAGAUAAAAACCUUUCGCUGUGUUCAAGCCUCAGAAAACAGAAUUCAUCUUUGAUGGAUUAUAGCUCAGCCCUUUCAUGCUAAAAUAGAGGAAUACAAUUAAGGGAUAGAUAUAUGCACAACAAAGGAAAUUUUUACAAUAAGAAAAGGCUAGAUACACACUGAAGUUGCUACCUAUGGAUAUAAUAAACAGGACCACAAAAUAAGCAGAAUGCCAUAAAUGCACUAUGCAAUCUGUAUGUAACCUGCUAUGCUGAUUUUAUUUCCACUUUUGCCAAUAAUUCUAGCAGAUGUAAAGAUCAGACUGAAUAUUAUGAAAGAAACUUGUGAAUGGCUUUUGCAAGUCACUGGAAAUAGGUUGAUCUAAUAGAUAAAUGAAAGAUGGGCCAUAUGGAAUAUUGUAUUCUUUAGUGAUAUGUUCUGAGGGUCUCUGGAAAAGCAGCUGCCUAGUAUGUGAUAUGCACAGGAUGCAACCUAUGACACAGAAAGGGAUGUACUGGUUUAAGGGCUGCACCAGGCUUUGCAUGGCAUGUUGAAGAUUCCAAAACUGAGCAGGCCAACAGCCCAUUCUGGGAAAGGGUCUCAGAAGUGUUAACAGGUAAAAUGGGCUCCUUAAACAUCUGCAAGAUUUAAGGCACCCAUUUUGCCCCUUAAAUCUUCCACAGACCCCAAAAUUCAACACACACACACACAUGAUAAAUUGUAGCCUUCACCCCCUCUGGGAAGUGUGCCAGGGGCCAUUAAAGGUGUUGGCAGAAGGCAUGCAAUCUCUGGCCCAGACGUUUUGCACCCCUGCUAUAGAGCAAAAAUUGAAUUCAGGGAUCCCAGGAACCUAUGGAUCUAUAGACUAACAACUAUUAAAACUCAGGGGACUUAAUCUGGAAUUCUAACCUUUGAUUUUUCUUUUAAACCAAAACCCUUUCCUGUCAUAUCUAUAAGAAUUAUACCACUGUAAUUUGUCUAAAUACUGUCUUGGAUCAUAAUGUUCUUUUGAAAUCCCAGCUUGCUACUUAGAAAGCCCAAAUCUUUCAUAGACGCAUACCAUUUACAGAACUGGAUCACAGAACUGUUUCAUUAAGCAGUUUAGGAUGAAUCUCUGCUUCAUCAUGUCACAUGUAUAUAUAAAUUAAUGCCACCACUGUAUUUCAGGAAGCACUGCUGCUGAGGUAGAUCACAGUUAUUCCUGAGAAUCCCAAGAUAUGAAAGAUUUAGGACAGUUUUCUCAAAAGGAAAAAAAGAAGGUGCAAAAUUUAGAAGCUUGGACUAAGGGUCAGAAGUUCAAUGGUUGACCUCCAAUUGCAGCUCAAAGUGAGACGGUGCUAGCUAUUAUUUACCCUCACUUACGUUAAAAGGUAUGUUGCCAUUCGACAUGGACCCUUCUAUUCUAAAUGGACAGAAGAACGAAUAUGACAAUGACAAAUUGACAGAUUCCUCUCAUUAUUAAUCACACCUCAACUUACUGUCCUUGAAUUUGUCUAAUCUAGGGAGGAGAAUUUAUGGUCCUCCAAUCACAAUGGUUAAAAAUUAAAGGUGGUCAUCUGACAAUACCUAGAGGGCCACAAGUUCCUGCUCCUUUAAUCCAGCCCAAAUGAAUCAAUUUGCUUCUGCUGGAUGUAGCCUUGAUUGUCUACUUGUCAUCUGGCAUCAGGCCAAGGAUAGAACGGAUAGAAAUUCUACUCUGUAAUUUGUUGGAACUCCUCAGUAGGUGCCUCAGGAUUGGGUUGCAAGCCCUCUGAGUAUGUACACCAUUAAAAUAAGUUGAAUGUACUUCAUAGUUCAGGAUUGUUAUGGGUCAGGCAACAGGUAGUUUCCCAUCCGAUUCCAUGUGCUUUCAGCAGAAGUGGGUCUCUCUGUAUGGGCAUAAUAAUGCACAAAACAAGUAUAACAAUAUAAAGUAGAAUUCUUAUUCCUACCACUUCCUAACUCCUUACCAUCUCCCAUACAGUACAAGCAGUACUGGUGGAGAAGAACAGCAAGGAUAGAAAUGGGAUGGGAAGAAAAAAAUCUGCAAAACUUCAGCAGAAAUUGGAAUGCCUGAUAACAGAUCUGAAGAAAGGAAAUACUUGAAAAAACAAUAAUUCCCAGCCUGCAUGGUUGCUGAAAUACGGAGGCAUUUCCCAUAUUAAAUGUAAUUUCAGUGUUAAGACAAAUCCUGGCACUUCGCUUAUUACCUGGGGUUGGUGGCAACUCAAGGCACACAGAGGUUGUGGUCUUACACCAUGUUCUAGAACAUUUGCUUCUGCCGAAGCAUGUGCAUAAGUUUCUGUGCUUGGGCUUCAAUCCUAUACCCACAUUUGCUCAGGAGUAAGCCCCUUAAAUGGGAUUUACUUCUGUCUGUUAUGUGAUUUAUGGCUGAGUUCCUACACAAAGCUUAACCCUGAUCCCAGAGCCAUGUGACAUCCUUUGGCCAACAGAAUAAACCAUACUAUGAUUUAACAUGAUGCACAGCAGGCCAAAGCAACAAUAUGCUAAGCAACACUAUUCACAUCUCAGUUCAAUCUCUUGUGUUGGGGGAAUCAGCCAAAGUGGAUAUGUAAGUAAAGGUAUUAAUUUUUCAGAGUUAUGUGCAAGUAAGCCCUAUGGAAAAUACGUCUUUGUAAGAUCUUGAUUUUUUCUUUUUGUUCCUGAAUGGUGACAUUUCAGUCUGGGAGGACACCCCAAUGACAUGGCCAUUGAGAUGAUGGAAUUGUCAUUCUAUAACAUCUGGAGGGCACUGAUUUGUUUAGUGUUAGCCCCUUCACUCAUUCAGUUGGGAUUACACAUUGAUAGUGUUUUCAUGGGGAUUUAGUUUUCAGUCCGUGUGUUUAAGAGCAGGAUACCUAUAGCUACAGAACUGGUUUGUGCAAGUGGAGGUAUAUAGGAGGCCAGAAUCAGAUUCCCUGGGACUCUUUCCUGUGCCUGCAUUCAGGUAGCCCACUUAACCUGUAACUGAAUCCAUCCGUUUUCUGGGUUUGUACAAUAAAGAUUGAAUUAA
Messenger RNA from Python bivittatus (Burmese python), 6525 nucleotides. Lineage: Eukaryota; Metazoa; Chordata; Lepidosauria; Squamata; Pythonidae. The record is from RefSeq and is a predicted model, not a curated record.